AUGUCCUCCUCCACCAAGAUCUACAAUGUGAUAGUCUUCGGCGAUGCUGGCGUGGGAAAGACGUGUUUUAUCGACCAGUUCUGUUACGGCAGAUCGUUUGUCAUAUACAAUCCCGAUGACAGCGUGCUCUCUCACAGAAUAGUGGUGGACGAUCAAGCCUCGCUACUGACACUUAUGGAUUUGAGUACCUCCUUCCUCAAACCAGAGCAUGGAGUGCAACACGUUGAGUGGGCCGAGGACAUGCUUGCAAACGCGCAGGGCAUCGUGCUUCUGUAUGAUGUUACGAGCUUGGAGAGUUUCCAAUACAUCAUUGAUCAGGCGUACAAGUUCCUUUGGAAGUGUCGCAGGUCGAAGUGUAAGAAUGAUGACGAAGCAGAUGAUGGGCGUGAGGACUUUGGGUGUGUGCUUGCUGGGAACAAACUAGAUCUCGCAAUCAUCGAACCGGGGAGUAGAGAGGUUAGUCAAAUUUUGGCGGAGGAUUGGGCGCAGACGCAGCAUAUCAAGAGCAUCGAAAUGGACUCGCUAGAAAGAGAAGGCCCAGAGUGUGUGCUUAAGCUGUUGGCGAGGAACAUCAGAAAGACUGAAAGAUUGGACGGGUGGAAGGUGAACCGCGAGGAGAAGCAAGAACAAGAUACAAAAGGGAAGAAGAAAAUCUCAAUUCGUGGCACCCUCAAGGAUGUCUUCAAGUCGCCUAGGACCUAA
Molecule: messenger RNA, 702 nt
Organism: Ascochyta rabiei
Lineage: Eukaryota; Fungi; Ascomycota; Dothideomycetes; Pleosporales; Didymellaceae
Exons: 1
Coding region: 1-702 (233 amino acids)
Biological process (GO): signal transduction
Cellular component (GO): plasma membrane
Molecular function (GO): GTP binding; GDP binding; GTPase activity
Source: RefSeq, a predicted model, not a curated record